Staurois parvus is the source of this 255-nucleotide messenger RNA. The record is from the annotation of a GenBank genome assembly. Lineage: Eukaryota; Metazoa; Chordata; Amphibia; Anura; Ranidae.
UUAAUCACCUCUGGGUUUUUUUAUUUUUUCUUAAACAAACCAAAAAUCACUGAAAAUUUUGAACAAAAAAAUUUUUUUUUUCUUAGUUUUUGUUAUAAAAUUUUGUAAAUAAGUGAUUUUUCUCCUUCACUGAUGUGCGCUAAUGAGGCUGCACUAAUGGGCACUGAUAGGCUGCACUGAUGGACACUGAUAGGUUGCACUGAUGGGCACUGCAAUGAUGGGCACUGAUAGGUGGCACUGAUGGGCACUGAUAGG